CAUAUAAGACAACCAUAAAUAUGACUAUUUAUAAAUAAUCAACUUAUUACAAAUAAUAUAAAUUAUUGAAAAUAUAAAUUAUCAGAAACAAAUUGUGGCUCAGAAAGGAGAAUGAUCAUGACAAAAGUGCAAAAAAUAAUUCCACCUAUAACAAUGUUGGACAAACGUAUCACAAAUGUACAUUGUACAGAAAUAGGUUGUAAUGGUAUAUUCAAAUCGAAAUCAAAUUUAAAUAUGCAUUUAUUACGACACCAUAAAAAAGAAAUAUUACAACCAAUUGACAAAGAAAUUAAGAUGGAAUAUCAUUGUCCUGUUGAGAAUUGUAUGUAUAAUAUAAAUCGUGAUCAGUAUUUUAACAAAUUUAAACUUUUAAAGCAACAUUAUUUAAAAGUACACUGUUCUAAAGAAAUAAUCUGUACUAAAUGCAAUAAAGCAUUCACUACAGCUGUAAAUAUGAAAGAGCAUGAAAAAUAUUGCGGGAUCGAGUUUUAUUGUUUAAGCUGUUCAAAUAAAUAUACAUCAUACGAAGCGCUACGUACUCACACUAAGCGUAAAGGACAUGGUUUUAAAGAAAAGAAAGCAUAUUUGGAUAAAAUGCAAACUCCAUCAACACCUGAUAAAACAACAAUUUUAUAUACUGAUAGAAUACUUUUACCAAAAAUAGAAACGAAAUCAAGCAAUGAAAUUGGUAUUCAAACAGAUUUCAAUUGUUGUAAAUUUAAACAAAAACGAAUUUUACUACGAAAACGAAGUAUAUCGUCUCAAACAAAUGAAAAUCGUUUAAAAACAAUUGAAACUCAAACGUCUGGUGACCAUAUAUUAAAACGAGCCAUGGAACAAGCGGACAUACCUCUUCUAAUAACAAAACGUAUGAAUAAUCAAGAUAUGCACACACAAACAACUACGAUAACUGCGGAAAAAGCAACUGAACCUUUAUUAACACAAAAUACAUUACUAGCUAAUUCAAAUACUACAUUUGUAGAUGGUUCAAAUCAUUCUACAUGUUAUUCGUUAACUGUCGAUGCAAAUUUAGAAGAUUUAUGGAAUGAUUCGGGCACUCAAACAAGCCCACAACAAAAUGUAUUUGAUAACAUUACUCAAUCUCAACGGAACGACAAUUAUUUAGCAAGUAAUUGUUUUAUGGGAAAUUAUGAAAUCGAUCAAGAAACUAUUAAUGAGAAUAAAUUUUGUACUAUAGAAACACAAACUGAUAUGAAUUCAUUAUUUAAUGAAAAUUCAUUGUAUCCAUUUUCAAAUAUGUGUACACAAACGGCGAAUACAACUUUAUUGGAUUUAGAGUUAAAUGAUAUUGAAACUCAAACUGCUUGGCCUAUUUAUCGAGACGAUUAUCUUGUGUCAACAGAAACUCAAACAUCUAGUUUUGUUACAGAAUUUAAUCAUACAGAAACACAAACCGAUUUGGGUUUGUCACCUUUAGAUGUUUCUUGACAGGAAGAAGAAUUUGAUUUUAUGUUUUUAUUCGAUUUGGUUGGCUCGGCAGAUAAGUAAAUUAAUUUAAUCGAUAUUAUAUAGCGAUCUUUAUUAAUGUUAUUUAUAUUUUAAUGUUGUUAAUUAAAUGUUAUUUUUGUUUUGCUGGAAUUAACUAAAUAUAAAGUCUU
Chrysoperla carnea is the source of this 1619-nucleotide messenger RNA. RefSeq lists its product as uncharacterized. Bases 112 to 1449 code for a protein of 445 amino acids. The transcript has a single exon. Gene Ontology annotation, biological process: regulation of transcription by RNA polymerase II. The record is from RefSeq and is a predicted model, not a curated record. Gene Ontology annotation, molecular function: DNA-binding transcription factor activity, RNA polymerase II-specific; transcription cis-regulatory region binding. Lineage: Eukaryota; Metazoa; Arthropoda; Insecta; Neuroptera; Chrysopidae. Gene Ontology annotation, cellular component: nucleus.